CUUUACCUGCAGUACCGGAUCGUGGAGAGGAUGCGCUCACUGGGGAUGAUCACGGUGCUGCCAGCCUUCGCGGGCCAUGUGCCCCAGGGUGUUCUUCGGGUGUUCCCACGCGUGAAUGCCACUCGCCUUGGCGGCUGGAGCCACUUCGACUGCACCUACUCGUGUACCUACCUUCUGGACCCGGAGGACCCCAUGUUCCAGGUGAUUGGGACCUUCUUCUUGAAGGAGCUGAUCAAGGAGUUUGGCACAGACCACAUCUAUAGUGCCGACACCUUCAACGAGAUGACCCCCCUCUUCUCUGACCCUGCCUAUCUCUCAAGGGUCAGCAACGCCGUCUUCAGGUCGAUGACGGGAGCCGACCCCAAGGCACUGUGGCUGAUGCAGGGCUGGCUCUUCCAGCACCAGCCGGACUUCUGGCAGCCAGCGCAGGUGCGGGCCCUGCUGCGCGGUGUGCCCCUCGGCAGGAUGAUCGUUCUCGACCUCUUCGCCGAGUCCAAGCCCGUCUACCAGUGGACAGAGUCCUUUUAUGGGCAGCCCUUCAUCUGGUGCAUGCUGCACAACUUCGGGGGCAAUCAUGGCCUCUUCGGCACCGUGGAGGCCAUCAACCACGGCCCCUUUGCAGCUCGACGCUUCCCCAAUUCCACCAUGGUGGGCACCGGGCUGGUGCCUGAGGGCAUCGAGCAGAAUGACAUGGUGUACGAGCUGAUGAACGAGCUGGGCUGGCGCCAGGAGCCCCUCGACCUCCCCGCCUGGGUGACCCGCUACGCCGAGCGCCGCUACGGUGCCCCAAAUGCUGCUGCAGCCAGCGCCUGGCGGCGGCGCCUCCCCAGGUAUGACCUGCUGCCGGAGCUGGACAGCCUCCUCUCUAGCCACAGCCUCUUCCUGCUGGGCCGCUGGCUGGAGAGUGCCCGCGCCAUGGCCACCAGCGACCAGGAGGCUGAGCAGUACGAGCUGAACGCCCGGAACCAGGUGACGCUGUGGGGGCCCAGCGGGAACAUCCUGGACUAUGCCAACAAGCAGCUGGGGGGGCUGGUGCUGGACUACUACGGCGUGCGCUGGAGCCUCUUCGUCUCUGCCCUGGUAGAGAGCCUCAACUCGGGCAACCCCUUCCACCAGGACCAGUUCAACCAGCACGGCCACCUCAGCCGGCACUGCCUGCCCAUGGAGAAAACCACGGUGCUGAUCACAGGCUGCUCCUCGGGCAUUGGCCUGGGGCUGGCUGCGCGUCUGGCGGCCGACGCUGCUCGCAGGUUCAAAG
This is a messenger RNA of Phaethon lepturus (White-tailed tropicbird), 1258 nucleotides long. RefSeq names its product N-acetylglucosaminidase, alpha (gene NAGLU). The transcript is spliced from 6 exons. The annotation marks the transcript as partial. The record is from RefSeq and is a predicted model, not a curated record. Lineage: Eukaryota; Metazoa; Chordata; Aves; Phaethontiformes; Phaethontidae.